Molecule: messenger RNA, 1632 nt
Organism: Macrobrachium nipponense
Lineage: Eukaryota; Metazoa; Arthropoda; Malacostraca; Decapoda; Palaemonidae
Exons: 3
Coding region: 1-1560 (519 amino acids)
Cellular component (GO): chitin-based extracellular matrix
Molecular function (GO): structural constituent of chitin-based larval cuticle
Source: RefSeq, a predicted model, not a curated record
AUGACACGAACGAAGGCAACGGUCUCUGUGUUACUGGCAGUUGUGGCUGCAACUCUCACAGGCGUCACUUCAGAAUCAGCAGGAUAUACAUAUCAGACUCCUAGAGCACCAUUUGCCCUUCCUGGAGAGCACGGUGCAGGAGGUCUUGGAUCAGCAAGUUCCUCUGCUGGUGCUUUUGGUUCAUCCAACACACAAGGACCGUUUAGCGGAGCAGCAGGAGGACUAUCCAGUGGCUUCGGAGGCUCUGCGAUUGGUGGUUUUGGCAGUGCGGCAGCAGCUGGUGGUCUAGGAGGUUCCCUUGUUGGGAACUUUGCAAGUUCUGGUGGAAAUGCAAUUGGAACAUCUCUUGGAAAUUAUGGAGGCUCUCUUCAGUCAGGCUUUGGUGGAUCUGCAGCAGGCAACUUUGGAAGCUCUUUAAACUCUGGCUUUGGUGCUUCUCUUAGUCUUGCUGGGGCAGCUGGAACAAACCUUGGUGGUUUAUCUGGAUUAGGCACUUCGGUUACCUCUGGAUUUGGGGGGUCCUCUGACGCAAACUUCAUUGGUCAGCAGUCGUUUGGAUCACAAGCUGGAGGUUAUGGAGCUAACUCUAAUGCAGGCUUUGGGGGAUUAAACGGAGCUAAUCUAGGAGGAUCGUCUGGAUUUGGUGCUUUAGCUACUGGGGGAUUAGGAGCACCUACCACUGUUAAUGUUGUUGGUCAGCAACCAACUGGAUCACCUGCGGGCAGUUAUGGAGGUACCACCAAUGCAGGCUUUGGAGGCUCAAGUGGAUCUGGUUUUGGUGGUUCAACUGGAUCUGGUUUUGGUGGUUCAACCUCAGGAAACCUUGGCGCCUCAACUAAUGCUGUAUUCGGAAGUGCUUCAGGAGGAAACAUUGAUGGAUUUAACAAUGCAGGAUUUGGAGGAAAUGCCCAGCUUUCACCUAUAAGUUUCCAAGGUCAGUCUGGCCCUGUGGUACCAAUCCUUGAGGAUCAACGUGAGGGACCACACGCAAAUGGUGUCUACAGGUUUAGAUAUGCUACUGCGAAUGGUAUCACUCGUGAGGAAGUAGGAUAUCCACAAGGAGGAAUGGUAUCGCAGCGAGGAGGAUGGUCAUUCACAUUCCCUGAUGGCACACCUGCCAUUGUUAAUUUUGUUGCUGACGGUGAAGGCUUCAAGGUGGACUCAAAUCUUCUGCCUACCCCACCCCCUCUUCCCCCUCAUGCAAUUGCUCAGAUUGAAAAAGCAAGACAAGAGGAUGCUGUAGCAGCCGCCGCAGGAUACCAUAUUGCAGAUGACGGAACUUACCAACCAAUCUCUGGAUCUCAAUUUUUGGGAGCGCAAAACCAAAUAGCCAAUUCAGCAUCUCAGAUCAUUGGAGCUGGCUCUCAGGUUUCUGGUACUGGAUCCCAGGUAUUAGGCUCUGGACUUCAAUACCAAGGGUCUGGGUCACAAAUAGCUGUUUCUGGAGCAAGCAACGGGCACUUUGGUUCUGCAACUCCAUUAUCUUCUGGUCAACAAAUAGCCACAGGAGGCCUUCUCUCAGGUUCUCCAAGUCCAAGCAGGGCUUAUGGACUCCCAUAGACUUACCUAUCACAGAAUUACUGUUACGGAACUGGUAUCAUAUGUCUCCUCAGCUGUAAAACCAAAUUUAAU